Molecule: messenger RNA, 4046 nt
Organism: Serinus canaria (Common canary)
Lineage: Eukaryota; Metazoa; Chordata; Aves; Passeriformes; Fringillidae
Gene: ITGA6
Product: integrin subunit alpha 6
Exons: 26
Coding region: 50-3301 (1083 amino acids)
Biological process (GO): cell adhesion mediated by integrin; cell-cell adhesion; leukocyte migration
Cellular component (GO): external side of plasma membrane; integrin complex
Molecular function (GO): integrin binding
Source: RefSeq, a predicted model, not a curated record
GCGCAGAGCCGGCGGGGCACGACGGGCGCGCUCGGCGCGGGGAGCGGCGAUGGCGCUGGCAGCAGGUUCCUGUGCCGGGCGAGAGCAGAUGGCGGCCCUGCUCGUCCUCUACCUGCCCCUCCUGCCGGGGCUGGCCGGCGCCUUCAACCUGGACACGGACAACGUGAUCAGCUGGAGCGGGGAGACGGGGAGCCUCUUCGGCUUCUCCCUGGCCAUGCACCGGCAGCUGCAGCCGCAGGAGAAACGGCUACUGCUGGUUGGAGCUCCUCGGGAAAAGGCCUUUCCAGCCCAACAAGCCAACAGAACAGGAGGGCUGUACAGCUGUGACAUUGCCUCUCCAAAUACAAAUUGCCUGCGUGUCAAAUUUGAUGAGGAGACUGACCCAAAGAUGGAGAGUAAAGAAGACCAAUGGAUGGGUGUAACUGUUCAGAGUCAGGGGCCAGGAGGAAACGUGGUGACGUGUGCACAUCGCUAUGAGAAAAGGCAGUAUGUAAACACAGUGCAGGAAACCCGGGAUAUCAUUGGAAGGUGCUAUGUGCUGAGCCAGGACCUCACUAUUAAGGAUGAUAUGGAUAAUGGAGUAUGGAGUUUUUGUGAUGGUCGUUUAAGAGGCCAUGAGAAGUUUGGUUCCUGUCAGCAAGGUGUUGCUGCUACUUUUACUAGAGACUAUCAUUAUAUUGUGUUUGGUGCCCCAGGCACUUACAACUGGAAAGGGGUGGUUCGUGCAGAGCAAAAGAAUCAGACAUUUUAUGAUCUGGGUAUCUUUGAUGAUGGGCCUUACGAAGUUGGUGAUGAGAGCCGCCAGGAUAAGAAUCUAGUUCCUGUUCCAGCUAACAGUUACUUAGGUUUCUCUUUGGACUCUGGUAAAGGAAUUGUCUCCCAAGAUGAGAUGACUUUUGUCUCUGGUGCCCCAAGAGCAAACCACAGCGGAGCAGUUGUUUUACUAAAAAAAGAAAAAAAUCAGAGAGCACUUUCCCUGGAGCACAUGUUUGAAGGAGAAGGGCUGGCCUCCUCUUUUGGCUAUGAUGUUGCUGUUGUGGACCUCAACAGUGAUGGCUGGCAGGACAUUGUUGUCGGGGCCCCGCAGUACUUUGACAGAAGUGGGGAUAUCGGGGGUGCCGUGUACAUCUACAUGAACCGCCAAGGCAAGUGGGCAGGGGUGAAGCCUCUUCGCUUAAACGGAACCACUGACUCCAUGUUUGGACUUGCAGUAGAAAAUGUUGGGGACAUUAAUCAGGACGGAUAUCCAGAUAUUGCAGUUGGGGCUCCAUAUGAUGGUUUUGGCAAAGUAUACAUUUAUCAUGGAUCUGAGAAUGGAAUAAAUACGAAACCAGCACAGGUUCUUGAUGGUGAAAAAACAAAGACCAAUUUCUUUGGUUACUCUAUUGCUGGAAAUAUGGACCUGGAUAAAAAUUCCUACCCUGAUGUUGCUGUUGGUUCCCUGUCAGAUUCUGUAAAUGUGUACAGAUCUCGGCCUGUGAUAAGCAUUAGAAGAAACAUUACAGUACAGCCUGAUAGAAUUGAUCUAAAGAAGAAGAACCCUGAGGACCAGGCUGAAAUCAGGAUGGAUGUGAAAGCAUGUUUUAAAUAUACUGCAAACCCCAGAGAUUUAAAUCCAAGAAUAAAGAUCAAUUACACGUUUGAAGUGGAAAAUGAGAGGCGGCAGCUGGGCCUGCCCUCCAGGGUGCGCUUCAGUGACCACUCGUCUGAUCAGUUCACUGCAAGUACAACCCUCAGGGGACAGAACUCGUGGGAGUGUGUGACUACAAAGCUCAUACUGCAGGAAAAAAUUAAAGAUAAGCUACGUCCCAUUCCAGUAUCAGUCAGUGUUAAAAUUGCUGGCCUGGAGUCACCAUCCAAGAGAAAAGAGAGUGCACUUCCAGAUCUUACACCAAUUCUAAAUUCAAAUGAAUCUGAAACAGAGACCACAAAAGUGGAGUUCUUAAAAGAAGGAUGUGGAGAAGACAAUGAAUGUCACAGCAACCUUAAGCUUCAGUACCGGUUUUGUACGAGAGAGGGAAAUGAAGACAGGUUUACUUAUUUACCACUUGAAAAGGGCAUGCCAGUGCUUGUUCUGAAAGACCAGAAAGAUAUUGCCCUGGAAAUAACUGUGACAAACAAUCCAUCUGAUGUAAAAAAUCCACAAAAAGAUGGUGAAGAUGCAUAUGAAGCUAAACUAAUUGCAACUUUUCCAGACAGUCUGACAUACUCUGCAUUCAGAGAGAUGAGGGGUUAUCCUGAGAAACAGCUAACAUGUGGUGCUAACCAAAAUGGUUCUCAAGCAGAGUGUGAACUUGGAAAUCCUUUCAAAAGAAAUUCUAAUGUAACCUUUUAUCUGAUCUUAAGUACCACUAAGGUUAAUGUUGAUACAACAGACCUAGACAUUAACCUGAAGCUGGAAACAACAAGCACUCAAGUUAAUUUGACUCCAAUUACAGCCAGUGCUAAAGUGGUUCUUGAAUUGCUUUUAUCACUCACUGGAGUUGCUAAGCCUUCUCAGGUAUAUUUUGGAGGUAACAUCAUUGGUGAGAGUGCAAUGAAAUCUGAAGAUGAUAUUGGAAACCUCAUAGAGUAUGAAUUCAGAGUAACUAACUUGGGCAGACCACUGAAAACAUUUGGCACUGCUUCCCUGGACAUCCAGUGGCCAAAAGAAAUUAGUAAUGGCAAAUGGCUGCUUUAUUUGAUGAAAAUAGACUCCAAAGGCUUGGAAAAAGUCUCCUGUCAACCUGAGAAUGAAAUCAACAGUUUGCGUGUUGCGGAAUCCCAUAACUCAAGACGGAAGCGUGAAGUUGCUGAGAAGCAGAUUACAGACAGCCAGGCAUUUUCCUUAUUCUCAGAAAGAAAAUACAAGACCUUGAGCUGCGAUGUGAAUGCACGUUGUGUGGAUAUAAAGUGUCCCCUGAAGGGUUUAGACAGCAAGGCAUCUAUUGUGCUGCGUUCCAGGCUGUGGAACAGUACUUUCUUAGAGGAAUACUCAAAAAUGAAUUACCUUGACAUUCUUGUUAGGGCUUCUAUCAGUGUUCCUGCUGCAGCUAAGAAUGUUAAACUCACAAAUGAAGUUGCUCAGGUCCGUGUUACUGUAUUUCCUGCAAAACCAGUAGCCCUUUAUACUGGAGUUCCGUGGUGGAUCAUUGCGGUGGCUAUCCUUGCUGGAAUACUCAUGCUUGCACUGUUGGUAUUCCUACUAUGGAAGUGUGGUUUCUUCAAGAGAAAUAAGAAAGAUCAUUACGAUGCCACAUAUCACAAGGCUGAGAUCCAUGCUCAGCCAUCUGAUAAAGAGAGACUUACUUCUGAUGCAUAGUACUGAUCUACUUCUGUAAUUGUGCGGGUUCUUCCGGCGUUCCAGGUACGAAGACAGUGUCCCCCGCUAUCACGCUGUAAGAAUUCGGAAAGAGGAGCGACAGAUCAAAGAUGGGAAAAGCCAAGACCUUGAGACAAAACAGUGGUUCACCAAAUGGAAUGAAAAUGAAAGUUAUUCUUAGGCAAAAAUACUGUUUCUCCACAAAGUUCAGAUAGAGGUUAAGGUUUUCACUCAUGGAAUACUGAUGGAGUUAGAUCUGUGAACACUAUAUACAUUCACCAUUUGAUUGUAGAUAUUACUACUAUUAUUGAGGCUUUUAUUUGCACAGUUAAAAUGGCUUCAACAGACUUCAUUUGCCUUAUUUAAUUUCCACACUGCCUCUUCAUCCCCCUUAAAUCUAACCCACACUUAAGAUGAUAUUAUGCUGAUGUGUGGGGUCUUUUCUGCAAAAUAAGCAAAACCACUACAGCAGACCUGAUCCUCCUUUGAUCCUGUCUUUCUUCCUAGUUAUUUAAGGCAUGCAUGAUUAAGGUCAAGAUGAGUUCUCCAUUGUUCCUUCAAUACACAGAGCUUUAUAAACACACAGUGGCCUUAUCAAACUUCGUUCAAGUAUAACUGAAGACCUGCAAGUCUGCUUUAGUCAUAACCUUUGCCUGCUGCAGUAGUUAGGUCUUAACAAAAAGCAUCAUCUUAAAUUACACGUGCACUGGGUCAUGUUGCUUGACUUUGGGUUCUUUUUUUUUAA